CUUUAUAAUUUUUGUAUUGAGAAUAAUUAUUUCCAACAUGGUGAAAAUUUCUAUACCCAAAUUUUUGGCCUAGGAAUGGGAAACUGCAUGUCCCCAAUAUGCUCAGACAUUGUAAUGGCACAACUACAAGAUCAGUGUAUUUCUGAACUAUCUUUUAAUGUACCUUUUUUCUGUAGGUACGUUGAUGACAUAAUCACGGCAAUUCCAAAUAAAAAAGAAAACGAAAUUCUAUCAGUCUUCAAUAGUUUCCAUCCACGUUUACAAUUCACUAUCGAACAAGAAAUUAACUGUAGUCUUCCAUUUUUGGAUGUUAAAGUCAUAAGAUCCACAGAUGGUACCAUAAAAACAGAUUGGUAUCAAAAACCAACUUUUUCAGAACGCAUUUUAAAUUAUUUUUCAGAACAUCCUAUGACACACAAAAUAAAUGUAAUAAAAAACCUAAAACAUCGGUGCUUGAGACUUUCUAGUCCAGAAUAUCAUAAAAAAAACCUUCAUUAUGUUCAGACAAUUUUAAAGAAAAACAAUUACCCCCUAUCAAUUAUUAAAAAAAUAAUUAACGACACCGAGAACAUUACUCAAAAUAUUACACGAAACAAUGAAAAUAAUCAAUUGGCUUAUUUCAAGAUUCCUUACAUUAACACACUUUCUCAUAAAAUUAAAAAGACCAUACAAUCAAAAUCUGAUGUUAUUAAAAUCUCAGAAAGAAGUGAAAACUCGGUAAGAAAACAUUUCUUUACGAAGCUUAAAACUAAAGACGCCUUUGAUUUACAUUCUAACAUUAUUUAUAAAAUACCUUGCUCUGGGUGUGAUGUGUGUUACAUUGGUCAGACGGGUAGAUAUUUGAGGCAGCGCCUAUACGAACAUGAGUAUGAUUGUAGGAAUUUAGCCCUUAAAAAAAACCCUACUGCUUUAGCUGAGCACAAAAUGAAUACAGGACACAAUUUUAAUUUUGGCAAGACUACAAUUAUAGGCCAACAGCAGCUUUUUAAAAAGAGACUUCUAGCCGAAAUGAUAAACAUAAAAAAACAUAAUAAUGCGGUAAAUAAAAGAACGGAUAUAGACAAUCUAAGUUCUUCUUAUUUUAAUCUAAUAGAUCAAAUUAAAAUGUAAACUUUUGGGACUGUUUUGGUUCUUAUCACUAAAAAGAAUGCGUCUAUUGUGUUCUCGCAUACCCGGUUUUUCUGGCUAGAUGCUAAAUUAUUAUUGUACACCGUAGAAUCAAUUUUAAAGCAACUGUCUGUGAUACAACCCAUCAAUUUAAACCGUUUUUGUUAAAAAAAUAAUAUUUUAUAUAUUCUAUGUUACCUGUGUGUCCUGUAAACAUGAUUUUUUAUGACAAGCAAAAUCACACUGUUAUGGCCCUGAUGAAGCAAUAAAAUUAUUGCGAAACGUUGGCCAGUACAUAAAGUGACGUUUGUUUUUAUUCCUUCGAUCCCAUCCCACAACUAAACUCAAGAGUAAUAUUUA
Molecule: messenger RNA, 1467 nt
Organism: Anthonomus grandis grandis
Lineage: Eukaryota; Metazoa; Arthropoda; Insecta; Coleoptera; Curculionidae
Exons: 2
Coding region: 76-1110 (344 amino acids)
Source: RefSeq, a predicted model, not a curated record